Anopheles maculipalpis is the source of this 1391-nucleotide messenger RNA. Its product is annotated as beta-1,4-mannosyltransferase egh. The transcript has 2 exons. The coding region runs from base 7 to 1383 and encodes 458 amino acids. Gene Ontology annotation, molecular function: beta-1,4-mannosyltransferase activity. Lineage: Eukaryota; Metazoa; Arthropoda; Insecta; Diptera; Culicidae. Gene Ontology annotation, cellular component: cytoplasm. The record is from RefSeq and is a predicted model, not a curated record.
GAAGCGAUGCUAAACUCCACCUCCAAGCACGUCCUGCACUGUGCGCUACUGUUCGGAUUGCUGUUCGCGUUCGAAAUCUUCUGCGGAGGCAUCAAGGUAAAGGAAAGCUCGUUCGUCGUUAUCGACCCGUGGGCCGAGUAUGGCACGCUGGUAACGAUCGUCCUGUACUUGCUACGGCUGCUCACCUUCCUGACGCUGCCGCAGGUACUGUUCAACUUUUUCGGGCUGGUCAUCUACAAUGCCUUCCCGGAGAAGGUGAUCCUGAAGGGUUCGCCGCUGCUCGCACCGUUCAUCUGCAUACGGAUUGUGACGCGCGGCGACUACGCGGAGCUGGUGAAAACGAACGUGCUGCGCAACAUGAACACGUGUCUCGACACGGGGCUGGAGAACUUUUUGAUCGAGGUCGUCACGGACAAACCGAUCGGGCUGCCGAAGCAUCGGCGGACGCGCGAAAUUGUCGUGCCGAAGGAGUACAAAACGAAGUCGGGUGCGAUGUUUAAGGCGCGCGCGCUACAGUACUGUCUGGAGGAAACGGUAAACGUGCUGAACAACACCGACUGGGUGGUACAUCUGGACGAGGAAACGCUGCUGACGGAGAACAGUGUGCGUGGCAUCAUAAACUUCGUGCUGGACGGGAAGCAUCCGUUCGGGCAGGGGUUGAUAACGUACGCGAACGAGAAUGUGGUAAACUGGCUGACGACACUGGCGGACAGUUUCCGCGUGUCGGACGAUAUGGGCAAGCUGCGGUUGCAGUUCAAAAUGUUCCACAAACCGUACUUCAGCUGGAAGGGUAGCUACGUGGUAACGCAGGUCCACGCAGAAAAAGCGGUCUCGUUCGAUAACGGUAUCGACGGUUCGGUGGCGGAAGAUUGCUUCUUCGCGAUGCGUGCCUACGCCCAGGGCUACACAUUCAACUUCAUCGAGGGCGAGAUGUACGAAAAGUCACCGUUCACGCUCACCGAUUUUCUGCAGCAGCGCAAACGUUGGCUGCAGGGCAUACUGCUAGUGGUACGGUCCGGCUCGAUACCGGCCCGCAACAAGAUACUGCUCGGCAUCAGUCUCUGCUCAUGGAUCACGAUGCCACUGUCCACGUCGAACAUGAUCUUUGCCGCGCUCUAUCCGAUACCCUGCCCGAAUCUGAUCGAUUUCGUGUGCGCGUUCAUUGCCGGGUUUAACAUCUACAUGUACGUGUUCGGUGUGAUCAAAUCGUUCUCGCUGUAUCGGUUUGGGCUGGUAAAGUUUCUCGCGUGCGUACUGGGCGCCCUGUGCACCAUCCCGAUCAACGUGGUCAUCGAGAAUGUGGCGGUCAUUUGGGGACUGGUCGGGAAGAAGAACAAGUUCUACGUGGUGCAGAAGGAUGUGCGAGCGCUCGUCACUGUUUAGAGAAGGCA